CCGCUCGUCAGCACUUUCUCACCCUUUCACCUCUCUCUGUCUUUCUUUUUAUUCUUUGUGCGGAACAUUGCGUAAUAUCACCACUCUCUUGCCAGCUGUUGUUUGCGCCGACUACAAGAACAUUUGUAGUAUAUGCGAUGCACUACUCGUCGAACCCGAGCCCACUAUGACCUCACGACAACCGAUACGUCCUCCCACGUUCAAACAACCCGGCGGAUAGCGAUAUACUGUUUGCGCUCAGCGACUUGAAGUGCCCUUUUGCAAGCCGACGAUGACAUUGCCGUUCAACCAGGAAUCAUGGAUCUGGUACACAUGCGCGGUUUGCAUGAUCGGAGCGAGGCUUAUCUCUCGAAAAAUCCUAUUUCGAUCCAUCAAAGGGCUCCAAUUCGAUGAUUGCAUCAUGGGCCUCUUUGUCACGGCCGCCUACACUGUCUUGCUCGUGUUUUCCAACAGAUGGUUAAAAGUCGACUCGAACCUGGAACCCCCAGGAUUUGACUUUGGCGCCCUCAGCCCUGAGGAAUUAUCGAGACGGGUGUAUGGAAGUAAGUUGGUAGUUGUGGUAGAGCAGAUGCAGAUUGCAGUGCUCUGGUCAUGCAAGGCCUGUCUUUUGAUCAUGUACCACCGCAUAACACGGACGGCGCUCCACUAUGAGAACAUUGCGAUCAAGGUUCUGGCCGUAUAUACCGCGAUUGGGUUUGUCAUCAUAGAGGCUCUCUACUUUUCAGCCUGGUGUCGUCCGUUUUCCGCAUACUACGCGGUACCAACCAGCUCGCUGCAGUGCACGACGCUAGUUAACCACCGCAUCACGAAAGCGGUCUUCAGUAUAUCUUCGGACUUGAGCAUGCUUUUCAUAUCGCUGCCGAUGCUUGUGCGAUCGCUACUACCGAUGAAGAGGAAGAUUAUCCUAUGCGCCAUCUUUUCUCUGGGACUCUUUGUUGUGAUUGCCAGUAUCGCAAACGCUUACUCUUCCUUUACCCAUCCGUACAAGGCGACGUGGAUCUCAUGGUAUGUUCGGGAGUCGUCGACAGCGAUCCUGGUGGCCAACUUACCUUUUACAUGGAAUGUCUUGAGAGAAAUCUUCGAGGUCGGGCAGUUUGACGCGUCUCCUCCUCCGGCGUGGACUUAUCAUUCGGCUCGCACAGCAAGAGGCCGCACAACAACACAGCUACUGAACCAACAGAUGGGCACGACCAAUCGCACUUACGCCACCAGCACCAACCCAAGCCGAACGCGACGAAGCACGAGUCUGGUGAUGUCGACCGAGGUCGUUCCACCCAAGAACAGCCACCAAUCUGAAGACGCCAGAACAGAUUUGAUGGAAGAAGCAAUCAGGCUUCAGGACUUUGCGCCAGUAGUUUUGCGCAGUACUAAUGACGGCGUCAGGAUUUUUGACCUGGAAUCGGGUCUAGUUGAUAAACUGGACGCACGAACAGUUUUGUAUAAUCACACUCAACAACGCAACAACUUCAUGACUGUUCCGCAGACCAUUAUACAAGAUGGAAACGGUGGCUUCUACAUUGAUGGCCGUCCCAUGUCCUCGCCGUCCAUGGCGCAUAUUACUGUUUCCUCGAAGCGGACAAGCGCGAAUAGUGUGACGAGCUUGUUCCGGAGGCCAACCAGUCCGGUGCCGAGUCACUCGACCACGAAGACGGAUGCCGAGGGUGAGCGCAAUUAUAGCCCGGGAAAUGACGGCGGGGAAGUGAUGGCGGACAAAGGGAGGGAUGCGAUGGAUGCAAAGCCAAGAUGGCGGAUGAUGGAAUAAAUGCGGGGGAUACUUCCCGGGCGUGACGAAUGUGAUGCUAAUGUCAAAGAUACCCCUUUUCUUUUGUGGAUAUUCUUUUUGAGAUAGUAGUAGUUAUUAGUAGUAGUAAUGGUAGAAAUGGGACGGUA
This is a messenger RNA of Bipolaris sorokiniana ND90Pr, 1890 nucleotides long. RefSeq lists its product as uncharacterized. The record is from RefSeq and is a predicted model, not a curated record. NCBI's taxonomy places the organism in Eukaryota, Fungi, Ascomycota, Dothideomycetes, Pleosporales, Pleosporaceae. The transcript has 2 exons. The coding region runs from base 272 to 1762 and encodes 496 amino acids.